AUGGAGUCAGCAACCACCAGCUACACAAACUCUUGCAUCAUUAACUCCUCAGUGGAUCAGCAAAUGUAUCCAGCUGUGUAUUCUCUUUUUUUUAUUGUGAGCUUUCCAGGCAACUGCCUGUCUCUGUAUGUAGCCUGGAUGCUGAUGAAGAAAGGGAACAACAUUGCAGUCUACCUUGUCAAUUUGUCCAUAUCUGAUCUACUGUACACAGUCACUCUGCCUAUUUGGAUUGUACAGGCCUGUGGGACACAUAUAGGUGAUGGUCUUUGCAACCUCAUGGCUGUAAUCAUGUACAACAGCUUUUUCGUUGGCUCAGGUCUUCUUUGCUGCAUCUCUGUUGAUCGCUAUCUGGCAGUGGUCUACCCGCUCCACUUUGACUGGAUCAGACAGGUAAAGACAGCAGCACUUGUGAGUAUUGCUGUCUGGAUUUUGGAGAUUGUCAUUCAUAUCAUCUUACUUGACCACAUGGGAGCACUGCAAGCUUCAAAAUACUUGUGUAAUCAGCAAAUACCCAUGACACAAGAAGAUGCCACCGUUGCCCUUACAAGGGUCACCUUGAGUUUCUUGGUCCCUGUCUUCAUCAUGACAUUUUGCUAUCAUCAGAUCAUGCGCUCACUCCUACAGAGCACCUCCAUCCAGGCAGAAGAGCGCAGGAAAGUGGAGCGUCUAUUGUUGCUCCUCCUUUUGGCCUACGUAGUGUCAUUUUUGCCCUACCAGUUGGUCAUGCUGCUCAGGGCUAUCCUGGAACCCGAGGCCUGCGACUGGACUAUGAGGCUUAGAAGUCCAUUCCUGGUAACAGUUGCCACCACAACUCUAAACAGUAUGUUGGAUCCUAUAAUAUACUGUUUAAUCAAUGAGAGUGCUAAAGCAGAGAUUCAGAAGACUACAAUGAAAAUAAAGAGACAUUUUAUGAAAAGGAAGAGCUGUGAGAACUCUGAGUUUCCUAACAAGUGA
Archocentrus centrarchus (flier cichlid) is the source of this 954-nucleotide messenger RNA. RefSeq names its product G-protein coupled receptor 4-like. Gene Ontology annotation, biological process: G protein-coupled receptor signaling pathway. Gene Ontology annotation, cellular component: membrane. Bases 1 to 954 code for a protein of 317 amino acids. Gene Ontology annotation, molecular function: G protein-coupled receptor activity. The transcript has a single exon. The record is from RefSeq and is a predicted model, not a curated record. Lineage: Eukaryota; Metazoa; Chordata; Actinopteri; Cichliformes; Cichlidae.